CGAACUGAACUCCUCGUGGCGCGCAGACGUUCGGAUGUAAUUUGUUAACCCGUUCGCAGUGCGUGGGCACUUUACUUUUUACCGAAAACUCGCGUGCGUGCGUGCAAGAAUGUGAUACUGUGCUAUUUAAGUGCGCUUGUAAUGUAAAUCCGUGAUGUCAAUUACAGAGUGAUCGUGUGGCAUCGAAAAGUGUGUGUAGACACGACUAACGAAAGUAAUAGCAGUUGAUCUGCUCAAUCGGACGGUUGGUGUAACCGCGAACGCAACUCGUGGUGCAUAGUGCAUAGUGCAUCGCCGACCGGGAUCGUCGGUUGCGGUCCCUACCGAGCCAUGGGCUUCUCGUCCGCUCUACAAGGCCGAGCGGCGCACGAUGCGCUGCUCAAUCGGCAGGAAGCGGAACUGAAGCUGCUGGAAACGAUGAAACGGUGUUUGGCGCAAAAGGCAAAGUGCGAUCGAGAGUACGCCGUCUCCCUGGCGGCCGUCACACAGCAAGGGUUGAAGAUUGACCGCUCCGAUGAUCUGCAAGGAAGCCAUGUAAUGCGCGCGUGGCGCAGCUUUAUGGAGGAACUAGAGCACACGGCCAAACAAAUUCGGACCAACGCAGAGCAGCUGGAAACGGUAUGCCACGAGAAGCUGGCCAGCCUUUACCAGGAGAAGCGCCGCGUUCGGAAGCAGUACCAGGAGGAGCACACCAAAAUCGCCACCCAGUUUAGCCAUCUCUCAGAGGACGUUGCCCGAAAGAAAAGUGAAUAUCAGAAACAUUUAGACUACUAUAAGCUGCUUCGCGGACGCUUCGAGGAACAUAUCAAGUCCGGCAGAUCUGGGCGUAAACUGGACGAUGUCAUCGACAAGUACCAGAAAGCCUGCCGGAAGCUACACCAGGCCCACAACGAGUACGUCCUGCUCAUCACCGAAGCGGUCGAGGUGGAGAAAGACUUCCGGACGAUUCUGCUGCCCGGCCUGCUCGAAAAUCAGCAGUCCCUCCAGGAGGGCUUCAUUCAGGCAUGGAGCAACCUGCUGAUGGAGAUUGCCAAGCUAAGCGACACCACGUCCGAUAAGUACGCCGACAUUCAGCGACGCAUCGAGUCGAGCAUAGCGAACAUCAACUCGACCGAGGAGUACCGGGAUUUCACGGAGAAGCAUAAAACCUCACCGACCGCCCCGGUCGUCUUUCAGUUCGACGAAAGCCUCGUCGAGGACAGUCUCGGCAAACUGCAAGCCAACAUGCUCACGGUGGACAACCUCACAGUCGAUUGGCUGCGCAGCCGGCAGACCGAGCUCGAAAGUACGAUCAAGGAGCUGCAGGAGCGCCAAAGCAAACUGUUUGCCGAACCGAACGGUACCGGGGGCGGUGCGUCCGGGUCACCCGCCGCCAGCCCUGUCGGUUCGCCGGCCACCAAACCAUCCACACCGAUUCUGAAUGGCGCACAAAACGGAACCCCCGGGAAGGACCAGCCCAGCAAUAAAUCGUCGAAGGAACUGAGCAACCUGCGCUGUCAAGAACGUCAGACGGUGAAGCUGGUCGACAUGAUCCGGGCUGCGUUGAACGAGGUCGGUUGCGAGGAGCUACCAUCCGGUUGUGACGACCUGUCGGUAGAACACCUUAUCGAGAACAAAAAGUCUGUCAGUCAAGACCUUUCGACCGACUCACAGCACAACGGCGGACCGUUGACAUCGGGAUUUUUCUCACUGCGCACCGGUGGUGGCAAACAUGGGGCUGGUGGUGGUGGUGGUGUUAUGUCUAUGAUAAUCGAUCAGUUGCGUCGCAAAUCGGGACCCCCGGGGCCGCCGGGAUCGGGUGCUGGUACCCACGUGAACGAUUCAACCGGAACGACCCCAGCGCAGACGCCGAAACCGGGGCACCGGUCGACGGCUACGACUGCCGCUACGGUAAAUAGUGCUUGUAGUCCUUCCACUGUUGCGUGUGAGCGUGUGCAAGCUUCUGUGGACGGCUUACCACCGCACGGUACUAACCACUACCAGCAGCUGCCGGUAGACUGUGAGGAAGCUUUCUGCGACGGCAGGCCUCCGAGUCUGAGCGCUUCCGGUGCGGAGCUUUCCGAUCGUGGGGCAUCCGAACGUUCCUCCCAUGGUCAACCAUGCGAUCCCGACAAUCGACUGUCGAACGUGUACGUCGAAAUGGAAGCGUACAACGAUGGUUGGCGUGACAAUCUGGCUCGGGACGAGAGAGAGGAAGCGUGUGCCGCGUAUACUAACAUCAGCAGUGCCGCGCGAUCGGAAGAUCGCUUUGAUUCGAACAACGCUGCGCCCCAUUUCGAUUCUAACCUCAUUAACUCACUCAACUCCGGGAUCGAUGGCAGACAGUAUCGGCGUUUGCGGGCCAAAGCUUGCAGCGAGGACAGUGAGAUGCAUCUGCUAAACCGCAACGAACAGCAGCGAACAGCCUGUGGCCAUGAUGAGGACGACAAUAGUGAUGACGAUGCGACAGCGAAUGACGUCCUGAACGACUCGAAGAAUAAUUUGCUGCGCGAAGAAAGUUACGACGAUGAGCAAGUCGAGGAACCAGUAAACCGGGCCGAGUUGGAAGCAAAGUAUCUGACGAUGAAGAUGGCGCUACCGGAAGCAGCGAAUGGGGAGAGCAACAGCAGCAGCAGUGGCCACUGGAAAUCCUCCAUCGAACAGCAUCUCGAUAUUAUCGACGCGCUGAACGUGAAGCUCGAUGAGCAUCAGCGUUUAUCGGCACGGCUCUCGGAGCACUACGAGUACAUCCGCGUCCUGCGUACCGAAGAAGAGUUGCUGCCCGUACCGAAACCAGCCGCCAGCGGUUUCGAAAAGGCUAACAGUUUUCGUGACAAGAUCAAACUCCGCAUAAAGGGAUCGAAGGCCGCCACAGGAGAGUUGGAAGUGUUACAGCGAACAGGUACGCCCGAUAAGGCUACGGCCAACGGCGAGAGCUUCUCCGGACGACUGCGAAAUCGGAUGGCGGCACACGCCGGUCAACGGCAGUUUCGGUUGAUGCGGGAAACCGGUUCGGCAAGCCCAUCGACCGACCGCAGCACAAUGGCGGAGCAUGCAACGUUGAACCGAACCGUCGCCAGCAGCGGUCAGAAGAAAAAGAAACGCAAGUCGUCCAAAGCGAACCGUGCUCAUCGACAGCAUCAUUCCAGGAACGAGAAGAAGCGCCACGAUCACCAGCAGCAGCAGCAGCAGCAUCAGUUGCACCCUCCAAAUGCAUUUUCGGAAGACGAACUGCUGGCCGACGAGCUGCAACCGGGAGUGUCGCCUGACCACGCAACGAAACCGGCCGGCUCGUCCUUUUCGGCCACGGUACGCGCCACCUGGCGCGAACUCUUACACUCGACCAACAAGGUGAAGGAUUCGUCCAUCAAUCUCGCCCAGCGUCAGACACAGCGUCCCGAGGAGAAGCUAGAUCUGAUCGCAGACCAGGAACGUCCCGGCUUACUGGCCAUUAGAUUUACCUUCUCCGACGAUCCGCCCGUACGGUCUGAUUCGAUCGGGCACGGAGCCGAAACUAUGGGUGGAGAAUAUUGUGUGCCGUUGCUGCUUUCACCGCAACCGGCCGAAUGCUCGACGCCCAUCCGUGCAUCCGGUGACACAACGACACCAUCGCACCCAGAUCUCCACGGUCUCCGUGCUGCUCCCGAUUCGAGUAGUAAACCCAGCACGAGCUUUAAAACUAAUCUGAAAGAAAAGUUUACCAAAUUAGUGCAUAAGAAGGUGAACGGGGCAGGAUUUGGGACGGGCCGGAACAUCCCGACGGUGAGCGCUUCCGGGCAGCGACACCCAGCGCGUCAACGGCAGCCAACGGGAGAGGUUUGCCGAACGUGCUCGAAGCGCAUCGUUCGUCCUGGCACCACCAUCCAUCCGAGCCGGACGGUGUUGGAUUUUGCGAAGGAAUUUCCGGAACUCGACAUUUGCAACGGGUGCUAUGGCGACGGCGCGGACGCUAGCUGGGCAGAGGCGGAGCUCGCGGCAAUCGCAGUACAGGAGUGGUCCCUGUCCGAGAUGAUCAAUCUCGAGUACGAAGAUAUCGAUGUGCUAACGAUUAAGCCCCACAAACUAACCGACUAUUGUGAAGGUGUUGUUGGUAUGACGCUGUCCACGAAUCGUCCGUUGCAUGAAGAGGAAUGGUUUCACGGUGUAUUACCGCGGGAAGAAGUAGUUCGACUGCUUCGAAAUGAGGGUGACUUUUUGGUACGAGAGACUACACGGAACGACGAAAGCCAAACCGUACUCAGUGUCUGCUGGAACGGGCACAAACACUUUAUUGUACAGACAACAGCGGAAGGACACUAUCGCUUCGAAGGACCUGCGUUCCCGAGCAUACAGGAGCUGAUCGUGCACCAGUAUCAAUCGGAGCUGCCGGUGACGGGUCGUUCAGGUGCAGUACUGCGUAAGCCGGUGCUACGCGAGCGCUGGGAGCUCAGCAACGAUGACGUGAUUCUGCUGGACAAGAUCGGUCGCGGAAACUUCGGCGACGUGUACAAAGCUAAACUAAAGUCGUCCAAAAACACGUUGGUUGCGGUAAAGACGUGCCGGAUGACGCUGCCGGAGGAACAAAAGCGUAAAUUUCUUCAAGAGGGUCGCAUAUUGAAGCAGUACGAUCAUCCCAACAUUGUCAAGCUGAUCGGUAUUUGCGUGCAGAAACAACCGAUCAUGAUUGUCAUGGAACUGGUGGCCGGGGGUUCACUGUUGAUGUUCUUGCGCAAAAACGCUACCACGCUUGGCCAACGGCAGCUAAUGGGAAUGUGUCGAGAUGCAGCCGCCGGCAUGAGGUACUUGGAAUCGAAGAACUGCAUACACCGGGAUCUUGCCGCUCGAAACUGUCUGAUAGGAAGCGAGAAUAUAGUAAAAAUUUCCGACUUUGGAAUGUCCCGCGAGGAAGAAGAAUACAUCGUAUCCGGCGGCAUGAAACAAAUCCCGAUCAAGUGGACCGCACCGGAGGCGCUGAAUUUUGGCAAAUACACAACCUUAUGCGAUGUCUGGUCGUACGGGAUUCUAGUGUGGGAAAUUUUCAGUCGCGGCGACACGCCCUACUCGGGCAUGAGCAACUCGAAUGCACGCGAGCGAAUCGACGAAGGCUACCGGAUGCCUGCGCCGGAAGGUGCUCCGCCCGAGAUGUACCGGCUCAUGCUGAAGUGCUGGAUGUACGAACCGGAAAGUCGACCACACUUUGACGAAAUCUAUACCGUCGUCGAUGCACUGUUGCUUUGCCCCAAGGACUGACCGAUGGCAUGCGGUGGUGGACCGUGGACGAAAGAGGACUCCGUUGUCGAAUGGUCGGCAACUAGCAAACUGUGGAAUACGAUAUUACAGCGAUUGUUCAAUGCUGCCAACUUUUAAUCAGGGCCAAGUGGAGCUUCUAUGCAGGCCAUCCCCAGCUUCCUUACUAUUUGUUCCUCAUAUUUGCCGCUUUGCGAAACGAAACAAAAAAUAGUUUAAAAAGUAAGUAAAACAAUAUCAAAACCAAAUGGCUCUUCAACAAGGCAUUCUGCACAGAAAAAGUAAUCAAAAGCGCAAAACUAACGAUAAAAACAAUAUGAACAUUUGGCAUCAUAUCGAAAAUCAAAGAGAGGAAAACGAAACCUAAGUAAAAAAGAUCGGGAUGGUAACGUGUUGCAAAAAGUGCUUCCAUAAGUGUGACAGAGCUAAUGUAGGAAAGUAAACAGGAAAGAGGGCAACGGAAAAGUUAGAAACAUUAAGUUGAUACCUAGAAAAUUGUGUCGACAGCCGUAUUUCUACGUGUGGGCUGUUCAGUUGUAAAGUAACUAUGCAGACAGAGAACUGUAUAAGUAUCACUAUUUAGAGACAGCAAUAGUUAUUAGAAUUUAGCGAAUGAUUGCGAAUGUUCGGAAUGAUUGCUUUUCCGAAAGUUCGGAAAGGCGAAUGAUUGCGUUGGCAAAUAAAACGGAUGAAGAAGUGCACUUCGUAUGACCGCGCCAACGAUGAACAGAAGAACACAGUGAAUAACUCGGUUUAAGGGAUUUAUAUGGGGUAAUGCAUAUGAACGCAUAUGCAAUAAAUGUGUGAUAGAUAUUAGGCCGGCAAGAUGGUAGUGCGCGGGAAUUGAAUGCUGGGAUAGCGAUAGAAGGAAGCACUUUAUGCAAUCGUAUGAUAAGACAACCAGCUCUUUCUCCUCGAAACAUAUUCUCAAUCAAAUUUUUGUGCUUCAACAAGAAGUUGAUUUACUGUAUUUAUUUUGUAUUGUUUUGACACUGUAUAAACUUUGCAGCAGAAUGAUCACAAAUGGACUCUUGCUACGCUCCAACAGUUGUGCUGUGUGCCAUCGGACGUCGAGAAGUAGAAACACAAACAAGGUUCACUAAAUUUUCCAACUUCCAAAAUGGCGAACGAACAGGGAUACGCGUGAUCGCAACGGUUAACAUGAAGGUUUCUUGUUCUCUAAUUCUACAAAAAAGAAGGCAGCUUAGCUUUUAAACAAUUACAUAUAAGCGUAUGAUACACGACAAAUUAUCCAUUGAUCUGCCUAGUUUGUACGCACAAAAUCAUACUUGCAUAAAAAAAGUAACGGGGUUUUGCCAAACACUAGACCACAUUUCUGCCUGCCGACUCUUAUACACCGGGUGCCGAACUAGCCGAACUAGCUAGGAACAUU
Molecule: messenger RNA, 6598 nt
Organism: Anopheles cruzii
Lineage: Eukaryota; Metazoa; Arthropoda; Insecta; Diptera; Culicidae
Gene: FER
Product: tyrosine-protein kinase Fer
Exons: 12
Coding region: 331-5208 (1625 amino acids)
Biological process (GO): protein phosphorylation
Molecular function (GO): protein tyrosine kinase activity; ATP binding
Source: RefSeq, a predicted model, not a curated record